This is a messenger RNA of Penaeus chinensis, 2244 nucleotides long. It is a transcript of the gene Sce, whose product is annotated as E3 ubiquitin-protein ligase RING1-like. The transcript has 4 exons. The record is from RefSeq and is a predicted model, not a curated record. Bases 349 to 1422 code for a protein of 357 amino acids. Gene Ontology annotation, cellular component: ubiquitin ligase complex; PcG protein complex. Gene Ontology annotation, molecular function: chromatin binding; ubiquitin protein ligase activity. NCBI's taxonomy places the organism in Eukaryota, Metazoa, Arthropoda, Malacostraca, Decapoda, Penaeidae.
GUCUAUAGUUCGGUGAGUGUCCAUGGAGUAAACAAAGUCGCGUCGCUCCGGAGGGUAGAAUUUCUUCCCAAAUUAAACCUUCUUGGGGGACGAGAGAGAGGAGUCGCGACGGCUUGUGGAGGGGAGACGAGACGCAGCUGAGGUCGGAGGAGAAGGUUGCCGCCCCGGGAAUCACUAUUAGGGAGGGAAAAAAGCUUUGACAUCCAGGUAGACAACCUUGAACAUCAAACUUCAAAGAGAGAUAAUCUUUGUGGAAUUCUUUAAGAUGGUGUGUGUUAGUUGAGCUGAAGUAUUUACUGUGAGGAAGUGUAGUAUAUUGUUAAGAACGUUAAGCAAGCUAUAGCCAAAAUGACUACAACAGAACAAAGUGCUGUCAACAAAACAUGGGAGCUCUCUCUCUAUGAGCUCCACAGAACUCCUCAAGAAGCCAUCACUGAUAGUACAGAAAUUGCAGUAUCUCCACGCUCUCUCCACUCAGAGCUCAUGUGUCCUAUCUGCUUGGACAUGUUGAAAAACACUAUGACCACGAAAGAGUGCCUACAUCGAUUCUGCCAGGAAUGCAUCAUCACAGCACUGAGAUCUGGCAACAAAGAAUGUCCAACAUGUCGCAAAAAGCUUGUGUCUAAAAGGUCACUUCGUCCAGACCCAAACUUCGACACUCUCAUAUCAAAAAUCUACCCUAGCCGUGAUGAGUACGAGCAGCACCAAGAGAGAGUGUUUGCAAAGCUGAACAAGAACCACAAUCAUGCUUCCUUAAUCACUUCCAUAGAGGAGGGCAUCAGGCUACAGAUUCAAAGCCGACAGAAGAACAGAAAAUCCAUGCAGGAGGAGGGGACCACUCCUACCCCCACCCCAUCAGCACCCUCCACCCCUACCCCUAGUGAACCCAACACACCAACCACCACAAACACCAGCGCUGCAACCACAGCCAAUCCCAACAACUCCACCAAUGCUACCAAUUCAUCAGCUCUAGGGCCUAGGGUAAAGAAGCCUCGAAGAACCUCAGAGAAUGAAUCUGGUGCAGGGUCCAGUAAUGAUGGCAAUCCCGGUGAAGAGAUCGAGGGACCUAUAGAAUCAGGGGAGAUCGAGCUGGUAUUCAGACCUCAUCCGCUGGAGAUGAAUGAGGACAACGAAUUGAUACGGGAAUUGAAGGAUUCAUCCAUACGUUACAUUAAGACAACAGCAAAUGCUACAAUUGACCACCUCUCCAAGUACCUGGCUAUGCGGCUCACCCUAGCAAACAGGACCGGAGAGCUAGAGACAGAACUCCCAUCAUCUCUCAACAACUUCUGUAUCUACAUUGCUCCAACUCCAGACCAAUAUAUCGGUGUUGGUGGCUCACUCACACUAGAACAAAUAAAUGAAAAAUAUUGGAGAGUAAAUAAACCCAUGGAAAUGUUCUACUCUUGGAAGAAAAAUUAAAAUGCAUGUUUACAACCAGUAAGAACAAAUCAUAUGCAAGAGAACAUCAGCCAAAUGUUUGGGUCUUAAGGAAAGUUGCACAGUCUAAAAUAAAUACAUGUGUUGGUUUCUGAAAAGCUUUUAAUGGAUUGCAAGAUGAACUUCAGGUUUUUGUGGCAUACCUCUUAAAUGAAGUAAUCAGGGUACCUGUGUUUCUAGAAAAGACUGAAAUUCUGUUCUUGGAUUUUCUGGUAAAUUCUUACCUUCACCAGAACAAGUAGUGGUGUGGGAUCAGAUAUAGUUAUUUCAUUUCAGUAUUGUGUAAAAUCAUGUGGUUAAUUAGUGCUACUAAAAUUAAAAAUGUUCGUACAACACUUUUUGGUGGCUAACAAAAUUCGUAAUCCAAAGAAGCAAAGAAAAAGGGUAGACACGACCAAGUCAUGGUAAGAAUCCCUCACACUCUGUGGACUGCAGCUUUAAUCUAGAACAUUUUUACACAUUUUAUGAAGAACACAGGUGUUAAUUUUAUUGUGCCUAUGACAGAGUACACUAUGAAUUCUGAUUUCAACCCUAGACGUCCAGAUUACUCAUUCUGGUGAAUAUAAUGGCAAACUGGGAAUGCUUUUGUUUGGAAAUUGUGAUAGAAUGAUAUAAGAAUGAUAUAGUAUUAACAAGGUAUUGAAACAUUAAGGUUUCAUUUUAGAACUAGAGUUGCUGGAAGAGUGAUAGUGCAUGUGUGUACAUAUCAUGCAUAUGCAUGUAAACUAUAUAUAUUCAUAUACAGUUAAAUACAUGCAUAUGUGUGUUUUUUUUUCUUUUGGGUUUUGGAGUCUGAUUUUGUUC